AAUCGAGUGGCUAAUACUAUGACGACCUCCAUCUGGCUGCUGGCCCUUGUGGUGGCCAUCAAUGCCCGCUCGCUGCAAGUGCCGCGUGGAUAUGGCAUUCCUCAUCCGCCUCCACAUAAUCCGUACUAUUACUCGCCCUAUACGUAUGCGGCCGCUAGAGCCUAUGCUGGGGUUCGGCCCAGUCCGAUGCUCUACAACCCGCCGGGCAGCUAUUACGACAGCAUUUACGGCGUGCACAGAUUCCUGCCGGGUGGCGGAAAUCCUAUAGCUGUGGACUAUAACAAUCGUUGUUCAAGGAAUUACGUGGGCAUAAAGCCCCAUCCCGAUCAGCAGCAAUACUACUAUGUGUGCCAACCCAACUGCGUCAUCUUCAGCAAAUGCCCCGAACUGAAGAAAUUCAGCUCAGCCACUGGCCGCUGCGUGGAGCGCGUGAAUCCCGAUUAUCCACCGAUUUGCAAGAAGGAGGGUCGCUUCGCCUAUCAAUACGAUUGCAGAAUCUAUUACAAAUGCGAUAGGAAUUUGACGCCUCAGCUCUACGGCUGCCCCACAGGCACCAUAUUCUCGCAACUGGAAGGCAAGUGCAUACCCGGCGAUGAGUGUCCUUCGACUGAGAUAUCGAACAGCGGCAGCUAUAUACCAGAGAACUGCGAGCUCAAGUUUCCCGAAUGCACGACAGAGGGCACGUUUAGAUCACCGAAGGAUUGCGCCUUGUACUACACCUGCAAAUUACAGCCUAGUGGAAACUAUUUGCAAACGCGUUUCAAAUGUCCUGGCAACAACAGCUACGACCCGAAGCGAAAACUUUGCCGACCCCAUCAUGAAGUCGAUUGCCAAGGCUAUCUAUCCUAUGCACCUAUUUCGCCUUAUCAGCCCUAUGUCUCCGAAGCAGACUUUGACACUGGGGCACGAGAGAAGCAACCAGAGCAGCCCGAAACUAGCUCGAUAUCCGAGGACUCUAAAGCACCAAGCAUUGAAAGUCCCAAGCAACGUCUUCAAAUAGUUAUAUUGCCUACGAAGCCUACACCCAAACCAACAACGGCGACAACGGUGGCCACGCCUACAGCACCCACCAACAAAUAUCCAGACUAUCCAUCAUAUCCGUCAUAUCCUUCGUAUCCUUCGUAUCCUUCAUAUCCGUCGUAUCCUGCAUAUCCUUACUACCCGGCAAAUCCCGCAUAUCCUAGCUACAACUACGGAAGUCCGCUCAUAGAGCCAGCAGCGCUGCUUGAAGAGACUCCAGACCCAGAAUCUUCAGUAAAAAUUGUUAUCAUCCCAACAACGGACAAGCCAGAAACAGAUUGUGAUAAAUACCCUCCGAAGCGCCCCUACCCUACAUAUCCUUCCUACCAAAAGACCGACUCUACCACGGCUCCAACCACAACUUCCAUUACAACUGCCAAAAGCACGGACUCUCCGUCUAGUAACUUAGAGUUUAGGACUUUUCAGGUUCAGCCGUCAAGUGUUGGCUUCAGAAGUUUAAUCCAGAAAAAAAUUGUUAUACUGCCGCCGGCGCCCAAAAGCACAAUCCCACCGACAACUGAAGAGCCAAUCAUUACCACAGUGGUGCUUAGUACAUCAGACGCACCAGCAACAACUACCAAGCCAACACCUACUAAGCCAAAGCCAACGAGGCCAACUGUGAGGCCACCACCAGCUACCACACCUUCAACGACAACAGAGACCUCUACAACAACUAAGAAACCAAGCACAACAACUUCACAGCCAACGACAACAACAAGGCCGACAACGACCACAAUAACCACUCCUAAGCCCACAACAACUGUAAAGCAAACAACAACGAAGCAAACAACAGCUCGUACACAAACAACAACUCCUCCAACAACAGCCCCUCAACCAACAACAACUCCUCAAUCAACAACAUCUCCCCCAACAACACUAACUCAACCCUCAACAACUUCUCAACCAACGACAACACCUAAGCCAACAACACUAACUCAACCCUCAACAACUACUCAACCAACGACAACAACAACUCCUCAACCAACAACAACGCCUCAACCAACAACAACACAUCAACCAACAACAACUCCUCAGCCAGCAACAACAACUCAACCCUCAACAGCUCAACCAACUACAACAACUCAAUCAACGACUCCAUCAAGAACAACUCCUCAACCAACGACGCCUACAACAACAACGCCUAGGCCCACAACAUCACCUAAGUCUACAUCAAUUAAUCCCGAGCCGACAACAACUGUAAAAUCAACUACUUUUAAGCGAGAAACCACCAAUGAAAUUCCGACUUCCAAACUAACGACAAAACCUAAGCCAAUCACAACUAGUCAAGCCCCAACUACACCAGUACCAACAACUCCCAAGCCAACAACUCCCAAGCCUACAACCACAACUCCUAAGCCAACAACAACUACUGAGGCAACAACCACUCCCAGGCCAACAACAACUACGACUACACCAACAACAACUACAACACCAGCCACUACGACAUCGGAGGUAACAACUGCUGAGCCAAUAACAACAAGCGUUCUAACGACAAAAUCGAAUCCAACUACAACACCCAAGCCUACAACAACUACUCAGCCUACAACUCCUCAGCCUACAACAACUCCUCAGCCUACAACAACUACUCAGCCUACAACAACUUCCAAGCCAGCAACAACACCUAAGCCAACGACAACUCCUAAGCCCACAACAGCUCCUACAACCUCUCCUAAACCAUCCCCAACUGCUGAUACAACGACAACUGCUAAGCCAACAACAAGUCCUAAGCCAACGACAACUUCUCAGGCAACAACAACUCCCAAGCCAGCAACAUCAUCUAAGACAUCGACAACCAUCAAGCCAACCACAACUGCUCAACCAACAACAACCGCAAGACCAACAACCCCGAGUCCAACAACCUCGAUAGUGACAUCAACCAAACAACCAACAACUCUGGCGCCAACAACAACAAACACCACUGCAACAUCGGAGCUAACCACGGCCACCAAACUGCCUCCUUGUCAAUCAAGGUAAGUCUCAAACGAAUUUAUAUUAUCCCAAUGUCUUUUUAUACACACAACUCCAAGUGGGCAGCUUAUACCAAGUUUACACACUCAACCACACUCAAUCAACUGCUUUACAGACACACAAUGCAUACAGCAACAACAACAACAGCAACAACAACAACUCAACAACAUCAAACACACAGAAACCGAAACACAAUUUGUUAUAAACAAAUCGAGCAAAAAUCUAUUUGGUGAAAGAGAUUCGCCAUCCUCGCUGUUGUCCAAGAGCUUAGUUUCCAGCGAGGGUAGCCUAGAUUAUAUGAACGAUGAGCCCGCACCGGAAGAGGACAGCACCACAGCGAAGUGGACAACGGAAAAGCCACUAGCAAAGCCCUCGACCAUGUCCAGCAUAGCUGCAGCACAUAUACUCAAGAAGCUCUUCCAGGUGAUAUCGACAACAGCUGCACCCGUAUCGAAGGUAACCUUUGCCCAAAUGGCGAGGCACAAUUUGGCCACAUCGAAGCCCUUUAUAGCCGUGUCCUUGAGGCAGUCGAUCAAGCAGCUGACGCGCGAAUUACCAAUACCACAAAAUGCCACCAAAGAAGCUGAAGCUGACGAUUCGGAGUACUAUGAUAGCGAGUACGAUACGAAUGAGCUGGAGAAUGUGGUUGAUAAGCAUGAUCUGGCAGAUAAAAAGCCAGUAAUAAACAGUACAGCUGGCACCACCAAGAGCACCACUGCGACGAUAACUUCAGUGGAAAGCACCACAAAACCAAUAACCCCACCAGCAGCUGCUGCCAUCGAUCCGCUAGAAACUAGCUCCAGUGUGCCGGUGCCAGCUGUAGCUAAUGCAACCGCAUCCAAAUCCGAUGAUAGAGAUUACUCCGAAAACUAUGUGGAUUCGGACUAUGCCAAUGAUGAGCCCAUGGAAGAGGCUCAACAGACCACCGCAAAACCCGACUUGAAUGCCCAAAAGCAGACGCUGAUCCAACUGCUAAAACAGAAAAUAAUUCAAGCAGCCAACACCAUGCCGCCUGCACCACUAAGCUCCACCACCAGCAAGAGUCCCAACUUGUUUGCUAAUGAAAUUACAAGCAGUCGAAAUGACUUGAGCGUGCCAAAAAGCCUAUUGAUGCGUCUGCUAAGACAGAAGCUGAGCAGAACGAGCACCACCUUAGCACCACUCAGCAGAAGCAGCAGCAGUAGCACAACUGCGGGCACCACAGCACGUACCACAACAACCAAGAGCUUAAACGCAAUAGGCAGCAGCUCAGAAUACUACGACGAUGAGGAUUAUGAGUAUGUAAACGAUGCAGAGGAAGCAGACAGAGCCACUGGCGUAGCCACAGAGGCCACUAUUAAGCAGGCAGCGCUUAGAGCCGCCACGGCCAAGCGACACUCCCUGCACCCGUCUCUCCACCAGGUGAAUGGGUUAACGAGCGAGGCCAAGCAGCAACAAAUGUCCGAGACUUCUGCACUUAAGCCACAAAGUGUGCCGCUGCCAGUACCCGCAUUUCUCAAGCAAUCAGCGAAGCAAUUUAAUGAAAUAUCAAAGCAUAAAUCAAAGCAUGACAAUUUUCUAGAUAGCAACAGCAUAGUAAAAGCCAAAACAACAGUAACAGCAACAGCAACAGCAACAGUAUCUCCAAGCAAUGCUCGCACCACACUAUCAAAUAGGGGCCAGGAGAUAAAAUCGAGUCGUACACAACUUUUGAAAUCAAACAGCACCACAGUAAAACCCAACACAACAACCACCAGCACCACUAGCAGCAACACACAGACAGAAGCAGCAGCAAGCCACAGCGUAAGCCCUACAGCUACAACCACCAGCACCACUCACAACACGCUUCCACAAGCUGCAGUAGCCACGCGCCAAGAGAAGCCCACACUGAAAGAAAAUCCUACACGACAAUUGAAAGCGAACAGCACCACAGUAACGCCCAAUACAACAACCACAACAACAUCCAGCAGCACCACUCGCAAGACACAGCCAACACCAGGACCCACACGGCAAGAGAUGUUCAGUUUUAUGAAAAACUCAAUACAGCAAUUGCAACUAAACAAACACACAGUAAACCCUAAAACCACAGCAACCACAAUCACAACCACGAGCACCACACAAGCGACAACUACAGAGAAGUUCAGAAAUACACGUCAAGAAAAACUACAGACGCUGCAAAGUCUUAGUCAAGUAAGGGACUUAGAGACAGCAACCACCAGACCAACCACUCGCACCACUCAACAGACAAAAUUGGCAGCAGCAUCCACACACCAAGAGAUUCUAACGGUUAAUCAAAAGCCGUGGCUGCUGCAAUCAAAGAAUCAAAGCAUACACCUAAUGCCGCUACAAGCGGCCAGCGCUAGCAAUAGCAACCCCCCAGUGACUCACACGAAUCGUUCAUCAUUAUUAGAGUAUACAACGGCCGGCUACUAUACGACGGAAAAGGUGCCCGAGCUAAUAUUGAAGGUAUACGAGCCCAUCGAUGUGAAGGUCGUCUUCUGUCCCAGAAACUGUGACGAGGACCACGAUCAUAAAUAUGACCCAGCUGAUAAUUAUAAGUCGAAUUGUACGACGGGUUGUGAUACGCCCAAUCCGAAAACUCAUCACAGCGUAGAUCUAUGGUGGAAGCCACUCGAACUGAAGGAUACGGCGGGUUUCCAGACCAUAACAUAGAUUCCCAUAUAUAUAUAUA
Molecule: messenger RNA, 5659 nt
Organism: Drosophila navojoa
Lineage: Eukaryota; Metazoa; Arthropoda; Insecta; Diptera; Drosophilidae
Gene: Mur2B
Product: Mucin related 2B
Cellular component (GO): extracellular region
Molecular function (GO): chitin binding
Source: RefSeq, a predicted model, not a curated record